AACCCUUGAAGCUCGGAGUAUCAGAUUUCAUUUUUCUGCUUUUUAAAAACACUUUUUCUCUGUUUCCUGUUGUGUUUUUUUCCCUCUUCAUUGUGUUUUUGUUUUAUAAAAACAGCUUUCUCUGCUCCCGUUCUGUCUUCAAAGUCCACCUGUCAACCUUUACUGUUGGGUGUCCUCUCUAAACCACUUUGCUUGGCUUUCUCUCAUUUGUUUCCACUGUUUUCUCUCGCUGUUCUCAAGCCUAAGCUGCUCUCUUGAAGUGGGUUUUCUGUGGGAAAAGGCUGUUGGUUUGUUUUGUGGUUUUGGGUGUCUCGGCAUUUGGUCUGGGUCAGACCCAGAUCGUGGUUUGCGGGUGUGGGGAGCGGUAUGAGAAGAGACUGCUUUGUGGGGUUUUGAUUUGUGAUAUGGGUGGAGCAGUGAAGAUGGAGUCUGUGCUGAAGAAGACGCUCAAGAGUCUCUGCUGCAGUAACGGUUGGACUUAUGGGGUUUUCUGGCGUUUUGAUGAGCGAAAUUCCAUGUUGUUGACCUCGGAAGAUGCCUAUUAUGACGAGCAAAUGGGGGUUGUGAUUGACAGCAUGCUUUCUAAGGUCCAUACGCUGCGUGAAGGAAUAAUUGGUCAAGUUGCUUUCACCGGGAAGCACUGUUGGGUAUUCUCAGAUGCUCAGAGUGGAGAGUGGAAUUCUUUGUGCUCAAUUGAUGGUGAAGAUAUAUCCCAGGAUGAUUCUGAGAUUCAUUGUCAAUUCUCCUCAGGAAUAAUAAAGACAAUUGCAGUAAUUCCUGUGGAACCACGAGGAGUGGUGCAGUUUGGAUCCAACCAGAAGAUUGUGGAGAGGUUGGAAUUUUUGGAUCUAACAAAAAGAUUGUUCCGAGAGAUGGAAAACAUUGAUGGGCUUAUGGUGUUGAGCAAUGCACCUUCUGCUUUGAACAGUGAAAUUUAUGAUCCAAGUGGAUUCUUCUCUUCCUUAAUUUCAUCUGGAAGCUCCAAUCUUGGGAAUAUCAAAUCUGAGCAUGGCAAUGGCCAUAAAGAGCUGAUAGAAAAAGCUUCUGCUUCAACAAAUCUUACUCAGUCUUCCUCUUUUACUCCUGAAAUGCAACAUGAAAGGAUAACCUCCAUGAUUAGUAGCACAUCCCAUCUUAGAAACCAGUUGCAAACAGCUGGCUUAGAAGCUCAGUUCAUGCUGUCUGAUCAGCCUAAUUCUCAGAUACAGCAGAUGUUUUUACAGUCAGCCUCUUCUGUCAACAACCCAGCUGCUAGAACCCCUUGCAUCAGUACAUGGAGUAGUGAGGGUUCUACUCUGACUUCACUUGAGCGACAACUGUCAUCUGAAAUGAGGGCUCAAGUUUCUCAAAAUGCAGUUCCUGGAAAACCGAAUACUGUUGCACUUUGGGGGAACCUGGUUCAGGAUUCUCAAGUGGACUCAAUGUUUACUUCACUAGAAAGCACAGAAAGAUUGAUUGAUGAAGAGAAGGAUUUUCAAUGCAGGCUGGGAAAAUCAGUGAACAACCAGUAUGCUGCUCCAUUUAUCCAUGCGACCGAAGGUGAACUUCUGGAACAAUCAACUAGCAUACUUACGCUCCCUGAGGAGUGUAAGCCAGUUGAUUUUAAAACAGACCCAUCCAAAUCCUACCCUGUGGAUAACCUUUCUCAGUGGUUUGGUGCCCCACGAGAGCAAAGCAUCAAAGGAAUGGCUUCAAUGUUGACUAAUGACCAGUCACAAUCAGUGGGGAUUACUUCAUUAUCCUCUGGUUUGGACAGAAGUGAUUUUCUCGUUGACUUUCCAGUCAAACAUCCAGCAAGUUCUAUGCAAAGUUCCGUCAUUAAUAUGUUCAGCUCUGAUGGAAAGGAGAGAUCUUUGAAUGUGCCCAGCACUGAAAAUGAUCUGUUUGAUGGUCUGGGGCUGGAUUUUGGGUUUGAACUGGCAGGGGAGUCUUGGGAAGAUUUUAUAAUGCCUCUAUUUAAUGAUGGUCAAUCAACUCUUAGUACCGGUGUUUCAGAAUGCAUUUCAGAGUUGGAUGUUGGUUCCAUGGCUGUCCCCAGGAAAGGGUUAUUCUCUGAAUUAGGACUUGACCAGCUUCUAGAUGAUAUCGUUGGCAAUUCUAGUUCUGUUACUAAAUCUAAUUCUGAGGAUCAAUUCUCCUCUACUAAAAGAAGAAGACUUGGAAGUUCCUCAGUUAACAGUAACCAAGUUCAGUUUGCGGGCCUUUCUUCUUGCUUCAGUGGGAGCAUGAAUGUAAUGCAACCUGUGUACAACCUGGAUAAGACCAACAGUCUUGUACCCAAAAAAGAGGUCAUCCCAAAAUCGCAGGUAGGCUUAUGGAUUGAUGACAGCUAUAGCAUCAAUGCUGGAGGUUCUGUUGCAGCACAACCUAAGAGGCCGGUGGAGCCUGCCAAGGCCACCAAGAAAAGGGCUAAACCUGGGGAAAGUACUCGACCAAGGCCCAAAGACCGGCAGCAAAUCAAAGACCGUCUUGAAGAGUUGAGAGGGAUCAUUCCUAAUGGUAGCAAGUGUAGCAUAGAUGUUUUGCUGGAUCGCUCCAUCAAACACAUGCUUUUCUUGCAAAGCGUGACAAAAUAUGCUGACAAACUUAAACAAGUAGAUGAGCCAAAGCUGAUUGGCCACGAGAAUGGAGUGGUUCUGAAAGACAACUCUAGUGGAGGCAGUGGCAGCAGCGGCGGUGGUGCUACAUGGGCAUUUGAAGUCAGUGGUCAAACAAUGGUUUGCCCAAUUAGAGUUGAGGACCUUAAUCCACCUGGCCAAAUGCUUAUAGAGAUGCUUUGUGAAGAACAGGGGUUCUUUCUUGAAAUAGCAGACAUAAUUCGCAGUUUUGGCUUGAAUAUCUUGAAGGGAGUGAUGGAAGUUCGAGAGAACAAGAUAUGGGCACGCUUCAUUGUUGAGGCAAACAGGCAUGUAACGAGAAUGGAUAUAUUCCUUUCCCUUGUUCAGCUUCUACAAGAGACGGCAACUACUGGGGUCAGUCCAACUAAUCAACCUAGUAAUGUCAUCGAUAGUGGGGUUCCUCCAUUCAACAAUUACCAGCAACCUUCAGGGCCACUUCCCAUCAGCUUGGCUGAGACUCUUCGGUGAUCAAAUGCAUAAAUAGGGUUUCAGAAAUACCUUGAGCAUUCAUCUACUGACUGACCGCCUGCUAUGAUUGGUGUUCUGAAAAUUAACAGCCACAGUCAGAGAGAAAAAGAAAACAAAAGAGAAGUAAAGAAAAGGGUUUUCCAUCCCAUUUCCACUACCCUGGAAAUGGCAAUGAAAUGUGCAUAUGGUUGAUAUAGACAGGGAAAUACUACAAAGGAAUAUCGGAUGAUUUUUCUCCUUUCCAAACAGUUUGCGGUUUAGAGUGUCUGCCCGGUGAGGGAGGUGAAACCAUGAAUCUAAACUUCUCCUAUAAUCCAUGGGGUUUGAUGGGAUUUGUGUUGGGUUACAGAUGUGGGAACAGAAAUGGGAAUGAGAACCAUUUUUUGCUCUCUGUUUUUUCUUUUGUUUUUUUAUCUUUUUCCUCCACCUCCUGCCAUAACCUGUUUAUAUCUAGAAGCUGAUAAACCAUUUAGUUAUAGGCUAACCUGUGAUUUGUUCUUGGACUCUGUUGUUGUUUCAUUAAUAGAAUAAUAUCAAAAUUUCUCCUCUCUA
Vitis riparia (riverbank grape) is the source of this 3638-nucleotide messenger RNA. Its product is annotated as transcription factor LHW. Gene Ontology annotation, biological process: regulation of DNA-templated transcription. The transcript is spliced from 10 exons. Lineage: Eukaryota; Viridiplantae; Streptophyta; Magnoliopsida; Vitales; Vitaceae. The coding region runs from base 405 to 3086 and encodes 893 amino acids. The record is from RefSeq and is a predicted model, not a curated record. Gene Ontology annotation, molecular function: DNA-binding transcription factor activity; protein dimerization activity.